Messenger RNA from Drosophila willistoni, 4738 nucleotides. RefSeq lists its product as uncharacterized. The transcript is spliced from 18 exons. Gene Ontology annotation, cellular component: cytoplasm. Gene Ontology annotation, molecular function: GTPase activator activity; protein binding. Bases 44 to 4666 code for a protein of 1540 amino acids. The record is from RefSeq and is a predicted model, not a curated record. Gene Ontology annotation, biological process: activation of GTPase activity; regulation of small GTPase mediated signal transduction. NCBI's taxonomy places the organism in Eukaryota, Metazoa, Arthropoda, Insecta, Diptera, Drosophilidae.
AGGAUCUGCUGGGUGCAAGGUGGUGCACAAUACGCCAUGCGCCAUGUCAAAACUGCGGCAUUACAGGUCCAUGGAUCAGCCCAGUACCAAUGUGGUCAUACGCAAAAAGACUAUGACAGCAAUAUGCUUUGUCUGCAACCUGCCCAUUAUGUCACACCAGGUAGGCCUGGUGUGGCAAGGUGGCAAUGGCUGGGACGAUUUGGUGCGCGAACAGUUGGAGGAGUCGACCAUACGACAGCGACUCGGCGGACGACGCGAUUCUUCAGCACAGAUUACAACGCCGCCAAGUACCUCACCACCGCCGGGGCUACAGCGUCGUCGGCGGAGCUCGCUGGCCCAGCUAACUGACAUUUUGCGCGAAUGGAGCGGCGGCGGUGGAGCCAAGCAACAGCAGCAGCAAUCCCAGCAAGCCGCUCGCAACAAGGCCCAGCUGAAUCGACGCGAAACCCUUGCCGAUUUGGCACGCAGUUUGCCGUGGCGGACCUCAACCACAGAUGCCAGCACUGGAGCGGGUACGGGCAGCGGCAACAAUACCACCUACAUAGCACCACGGAAACGUCGGGAGUCCAGUGCAGACUCGGGCAUACGAAGUAUGCGUUCACGACGCGACUCCAAUACGGCGGAAUUUGUGAGGCAUUGGAAUCGACGGGAGAGCACCACAGUUGAAGAGCAGUCGGGCAGUGUAGCGGUAAAUGUGGUAGUCGAAUGCAGUAAAAGUGCAUCGCGACGUGGCUCUGGGGAGAGCUACUUGUCGAGCAGUCGGCGUGACAGUAAUGUUGCCGGCCGUGUGACGACCCCGCCACCACCAUCCAAGUACCAAGUGACCAAAAAGCGUGAUUCGCUUGCCGCCCCGGAGUUCCCCAAUUUCCGACAGGAGCAGCGUCCCUCAACCAGUUCUGCUGGCUCCUGCUCCGAUCACUCCAUGCCACUAAUCUCAACCAGCACUUACCAUCACCAGCAGGUGGACUCGGCCUGUCAGGCCCUGCCGCCGCCGACGAUCAUCACUAGCUCGGUAACGCCGCCAGCCACCAGUCCGACAGCGCCCAAGGGUCGACGAGACUCGACGACGCAGUGCGGUCGCGUCAAUAGGCGUGACUCCAAGGCCGGGAUCAGUCCGGAGCGAGCGCCGCGCUUGCAAAGGCUUCAACGCCAGGCCACAGCAUUCGAUGAGAGCUGCCUUCCAGGCGGCAGUCGUCGCGGUUCCCAGCCAGCUCUCAGUCCAGAUCCACCAGAAGACUGUGAGCGACGGACCUCAAGACGCGAUUCGCUAUCACCUGACAGCGCCUCUAGGGGCGGGCGUCGCGACUCACGCACCCACCUGUCACCAGAUCGAUCUCACGAGCGUGAUGGUAGUCCGCGAAGGCAUACAUUACGUCGUCAGAGCAGCUCUGCGGCUCGAUCGCCUCGCUCACCUGACUCAAACAGCUGCUCGUCCUCGCGUGAUCCCAGUCCCUGCUCUCGUCAACCUCCUAUGCCAGCAGUCGAGCAGAAUCAACGACCUGCCAUACGCCGUCAGUCUACCACCGAAGAGAUUCUAAUUGCCCGGGGCUUUCGACGUCAGUCAACCACCGAGGAGAUGAUUCGGUGUCGAAACUUUCGUCGUCAAAGCUCACAAAGCGACGAUGUCUGCCGGUAUCGUGGACGCCGAGAUUCCUCAGCGCAGAUUAUUGAUGGCACCAUUGGCACCAUGACAGUGGAGACAACCAGCACGUUUUUCGAUUCCAGCACACAGACGGAACCAUCGCCCCUCUAUGAUAAUAAUCAUUAUCAUGAGGAAUGUCUGCGCUGCAAUUCCUGUGGAUUGAAUUUGACAGGGCCCAAUCAGAAGCGUGCCAGAAGGUUCAAGAACCAAAUUCUGUGCGACCUGCAUUUCGCCGACGUGGCCCUAAUGGAGUGCUCCGAUUUCAUGCAACAGCUGCGGAGCUUCAAGCCACAAUCGCUGGGCUGUGCGGUCGCCAGGCGCAAGAGCUCAACGACGUUAAUAUUUCCACUGCCGCCGCAAGCAUGUUCAGAUGAAUUCUGCGAGGAAUAUCCACACAAUUUAAUGCCCACACCGGGCUAUUGGAUUGAAUGUUCGCGUCAGAAAAUAACAAUGCCAACUCCGCACACAAUUUGGGAUGAAAGCGAUUCCGAGCACGAGGAUAUACGGGCAGGCAGUGCCAGUGACGCAUAUUUGGAGCGUGAAUGUAGUGAUCUGUAUGAAGAUGAUGAGGAUUCGGAAGCCACACCAAGUCCGCGUAAGAAGACAACCAUUGAGGAGCAAUGGGAUCAACAAGGCGCCUUCGAACUCAUCUCUGUGGAGCAGGAGACAUAUGAGAAAUAUUUCUAUGGCACCGAGCAUUGGAAUUAUUUCACAAGUGAUGAGGAUCUGGGUCCAGUUAUAUUAUCCAUUAAACAGGAGACGCUCAAUGGGCGCGAUCAGUUUCGUAUAUUAGUGCGAGCUGGUUCUUAUACAGUUCAUGGACUGAUACCGGCGUCCUGUGUUUUUGCCGAUAGAUAUAAUCGCGAGGAGGUAGUUAGAUCUUUAGGUAAAGAAGUUAAUUUAAAUCCACCAUUAACAUUAGGACAAUUACCCGAUACGCCAGAGGAGUUAUUAAAAUUAGAUCAGGUUUUUAUAAAAUCAGAAUUAAAAGUUGGCGUCAUAUUUGUCAAAGAGGAUCAAUACACUGAAGAGCAAAUUUUGGACAAUAAUGAAAAUUCACCACUCUUCGAUGAGUUCCUCACCCUGCUGGGCGAUCGUGUCCGCCUGCGUGGCUUUGAUAAAUACAAAGGUGGCCUUGAUACGGUGCAUGACCUUACAGGUCUCUUCUCCGUUUAUACAAAUUGGCGUAAUAUUGAGAUAAUGUUCCAUGUAUCCACAUUGCUGCCAUACGAGAAGCACGAUCCACAGAAAUUGCAAAGAAAACGUCACAUUGGCAAUGAUAUUGUCUGUGUUGUCUUUCUUGAAGCCGAUAAUACACGUUUUAGUCCCGCCUGCAUCAAAAGCCAUUUUCUGCACACUUUCAUAUUGGUACGCGUCUCGGCACGCAUUAAGCACAAGCCCACGCGCUAUGAAGUCUCUGUGGUGACACGCGAUGAAGUUGGCGCCUAUAAACCAUAUCUGUGGGAGCAAUCCGUCUUUGAGAAGGGUCCCAUGUUUCGCGAAUGGUUAUUGACAAAAAUUGUGAAUGGUGAACGAGCCUCGUAUUCGGCACCAAAAUUUGCACGCAUGCAGGAACGUACACGAUCACAAAUGCUGGAGGAUUUGGUGAUGAAUCUAUCGAAUCAUGCGGAGACUGGUCAAAUACCGAAACCAUAUAGACGUGGCUCCUGGCGACCGAUUGGCCAUAUGCGACCAUCAUCACCGCUGUUGGACUCGGUGCGAGAUCAAUUCGAGGACUAUGAUCAGUUGGCGAAAGACUUUACCCGUGUAUUUUUAAACGACGAACCAUCGUGCCUGACAAAUGCCCAUCUCUUUGAUGUUGUUUUCCUGGUGGGUCAGUCCAAGCAGAAGGCACGUUUUAUUGGUGUACGCGCCAUCUUGGGCGUACGAAGUCGUGUCUUUCAGGAAAUGUUGUAUGGCAUUCAAACUGGUUUCGGUUCACCGCAAAUACCAGUUGCCGAGAUUUUUGCUCGACCCGCACCAUCACUUGUCUCGCCACAGAAUCAAAAGCCGAAAAGUAACAAUUAUUUAACCGUACCCGACUCGGAUUCAAUACGGCCAAAGAGUGUGCCAUCAUCGCCGAUGGUUAAGCGUGCCUUCUCCCGUUUGGGUACCAUCACAGCUGGCUGGGGACGAUCCAUACGCAAUAAGAAUACGAAUCAAUUGAAUCCAGAUGAUAAAAAGAAAUGGAUAUCGUCCACAGAUUGUUCGAACCGAGAUAGCAAGGACAAGGACAAGGAUAAACCAGGAAAUAACCAAUUGGCCGUACCCCGCCUCUCAGUGUGCGCCGAUGCCCAAAAGGUGGAUCGUGCCAAAUUGGCUCAAACGGAAUUCAAUAUCAUUGAAUUUGAUCCGGAUACAUUUCGUGUGCUGCUCGAUUAUCUGCAUACUGGCACUUGUCCACUUACCUGUGUCUCCAUACCAGGAUUACUCUGUGCCGCCGAACAUUACGAUCUGCCGGAGCUGCUGCAGGCGUGUUUUCAUCAUUGCAAGCAAUUUCUACGCAUCGAGGUCGUUUGCCCGAUGCUUAUCUCGCUGGAGAACUACUACUGGCGUUACACAUCCGCAUCCGAGCUGGUCAACAUGAUACUCUCGUUCGUGGAAAGCAAGGCUCAUGCUCUAUUCAAGUGCCCCGAAUUUCUGAAUCUGUCCGAGUCCAUGGUCCAGAUGAUCAUGUGCCGUGAGCUGCAGACGCCCGAAAUACGAAAAUUUGAGGCAAUGCUCGCCUGGGCACAGCACAAGGUGGCCAAAUUGAAGAACCAUCCGAAUAAGGAUACACAAUUCGAAUUUGAAUGCAUUAUGGAGCGUUUAACGCGUGAUCUAAAUUUGUGCCGCAUCUCACCCAGUGAGCUGCUAACUGUGGUUCUGCCAUCCAAAUCCAUGAAAAACGAACGCAUCAUGGAGACGCUCAUGGUGCAGGUGAAUUUGGGUACAUAUCGUAUGCCCGAGCUGGAUGCGUAUCGUCAGCAGUUGCGACAGCAAGAGUCCGCCGAGGCUACUGUGCAGGUCCAUCGGGGUGGAUGAGACAGUAAGAAUGUGAGUUUCGAUUUGGAUCAGCUGCAGGCCGCCACCGACAUUGCCCAUCAAUUGGAUACA